AUGACAGAAUUGGAGCGUGUUGCGGCGCGAUCGAUAUCGACGGAGCGGUCGUUCUUCAUCAUCCACAUCAUCGUGGUUUGGGUGCCAGCUAUUCGUCGACCUGCUGAUAGGCAUCAUAGAAGAUUUUGUGGGAUGGCGGAAGAGUUGAACUGCGACCUAGAUGACGGUUCGCAUCAUGACGGGUCCGAUGGUGGCUCCAAGUUGAGUGCAGAAGAUGCUCAAGAACAUGCAAGCGACGCAAAGGAAAAUUUUCAACCGCCUCCCGAGAAAGUGGAAGAUGUCUUGGAUCUAGAUUACGAUGAAGGCUCACCUAAUGGAGCUCAAGAAAGAGCCGAGGAUGGGGAAGAGAGUUCCGAUGGAGAAAUAGAGGAUUCAAGCGAUGAAAACAAAAACAACGCGGCUGAUGGAGACAAAGAAGAAGGAGAAAUAGACGACAGUGAGGAAGACGAUGGGGAAAUAGAGGUUGAUAUCGAGAAGACGCGCAAAGUUCCUAUUGAGGCUCGCCUCAGUCGUCCACCUGCUGUAGUACGAGACAGAAGUAUCAGAGCGCGAGAUUGUCCAUAUGAAAUUAAUGGUUCCUGCACAUGGGGCCCUGACUGCAAAUACGUCCAUCGCAAUAAGGAACCUGUAAGGCUCUUCAGCAGAGGGAAGGUAGCCGAAGAAACUUCGUGGGAACGUGGUCUUCGAGAGGCACGAGAAGCCAUGCGAAGAGCCUCUAAAAAACGCCAGGAACCUGAGUUUGAGACAAAACGGCUGACCGCUGCACCUACGGGGGAGCGUACUAGAACCAUCCACGAUUCGGAUUCGGAUGACGCCUCAUCUCCACAUAGGAAAUCACCACAUUCAUCUCGUCAGCAUAUACCAUCAUUAUUGGAUAUUAGCACUCUUCCACCGCGAUUCCAGAGCCGUUCAUCUUCGCACAAAGACGGUGUGCGUAGUGCGACCCGAGGUUCGCCGUGUUAUUCUGAUGACGACGACAGUCUGCCAUCUCGACAUAGUAGGACCGACAGCGGAAGAGGUAGAGACGGCGGAACUUUCAGAGAGCGUCGUGAAAUAAAGGCUGUUGUGUUGUUUCGUCAUACUGAUUGUGUGAGUUUCCUGUCAGACGGUGUGCGUAGUGCGACCCGAGGUUCGCCGUGUUAUUCUGAUGACGACGACAGUCUGCCAUCUCGACAUAGUAGGACUGACAGCGGAAGAGGUAGAGACGGCGGAACUUUCAGAGAGCGUCGUGAAAUAAAGGAUUUGGGUCCACAAGUUCGCUACCCUUGCGGUCGACCACCACCACCACCUCGCAAUGACACGAGACGAAGCGGAGGUGGUGACAGUAAUGGUCCACGUCAUUCGUCGUCACGGCAAGAAAAAGUCAAAGACUCAGCACCACGUUCACGACGUGAUUCACCACACAGUACCACUUCUACUAAAGCGAAGUCGCGCAGUGGAAGCAACAGGAUAUCUCCAUCUCUUGAUGCAUCUCCGAUAAGCAGCGACUCCUCGCUUUCACCCUCAAGGAGCCCUCAUAAAGGUGCUGGAGCCGCGCACACGGACAAAAAUGGGGAUAAAAAAGCAAAGAAGAAAGUUCAAAGCGGCGGCGCUAUGGGCGAUGUGACUGAUCCGUGGGCUCGAAAAAAGAAAACAAACACGUGGUCGAAGAACAAUAGUGAGAAGGCGAGAGGACGCUCGUCAAGCAAUAGCUCAUCGAGUUCAACGAAUAGUAAUGAGAAACUUCGCCGUGCAGCAGCUGCAUCUACAACUACUCGUACUUCACGUCGAGCGCGUUCACCACCAAGCACCAAGGUUGAAAGACGACUAUCGCCACCAAGGGGAGAUAUCGCAGGUUUCCGUAUUCCAAAAAAGCACCGUGCGGCAUCAUCUCGUGAUCGAACAUCUAGAAGUCCGACUCAAAAGAAGGUUCGCGAACCGAGUCGAGUAUCCGAUGAUGAGGUUGGGGAUGCAAUGGAAAGCCGUGGAGCUGAGAACAUCAGCGAUUCGGAAUCUGCUCAAUCGGCUAGCAGAAGCUCCUCUGUAGUUUCGUCGUCUUCGUCUAGAAGUUCUUCCCAGAGUCGAUCUGUUUCGCCUGCUCUGCCAGCCAAGUAUCGUGUGGCUAGUGGUAAAGAGGACGCUACUGCUUCGGUGGAAAAAAAUGUUACGUCAGUGUCUGAUUCGGAUGAUGAACAGAAAAAGAAAAACCGUUCUAAAGGUGCUUCGAAGGGGAAGCGUGCUGCGUCGCCGCGUCUUCGUGAAAUGCAGGCCAGAAAGUCGAAGUCCGUCACGGAAAAGCGUUCAUCGACUGAGAAGCUGAAACGGGACAGAAGUCCGCCGAAGAAAAAGGCCAAGGGUAAUCAUGACGGUCUGACCGAAAAGGAACGACGAAAGCGAGAACUAAUGGAACAGCUGCGAGCAGUUGAAGAAGAGCUAAAGAAAAGGACGGCGGCCACAUCUGCUUUGUGA
Ostertagia ostertagi is the source of this 2448-nucleotide messenger RNA. The record is from the annotation of a GenBank genome assembly. NCBI's taxonomy places the organism in Eukaryota, Metazoa, Nematoda, Chromadorea, Rhabditida, Trichostrongylidae.